AUGUGCCGACAAACUGUAGGGUCUGUAGAGUCUGUAGAGAUCGAGGAAGAGUUGUUGGAGUUCAAGUUGAUCGAACGAUUGACGUUCCUGGAAUACCUUCCGGUGAAGGCAGGCGUUCGCAAGUCCUCCAGCAGCCCAGAGCUCACCGCUCUGGAGUUCGUGAGUGCCACCACCGUUUGUUCCUCCAGUGCCACCUGGAGUCGACAGGAAAGUGCAGACAUCAGAUGUUUGACAUUCCACGACACUUUGGUCAAUGCUGCUUCCGCGAAGUCUGACAACUCGGAUCCCAUCGCGACAGACUUCGCCGAUCUUGCGAUUCCUGAGACUGGAUCGAGCGGAUCAGAGCUUGGUGCAGGUCAAUGGUCAGUGGGAUCAGCCCUGCAUUCGCAGGGCGAUUGCAAACCUUGUGCGUGGUUUUGGCGGCCGGGCGGUUGCACUCGAGGUGAAUCAUGUCAGCAUUGUCACUUGUGUCCUCGAGGUGCCUUGCAGAAGAGGAAGCGGCAGAAUCGCCAGUUGCUGAAGGCAUUGCGCAAAAGCACGGUGGCAACUCCGUGA
Messenger RNA from Cladocopium goreaui, 555 nucleotides. Lineage: Eukaryota; Dinophyceae; Suessiales; Symbiodiniaceae. The record is from the annotation of a GenBank genome assembly.